CAGAGCGUGGAUAAAAGGCUGGUAUGUCCACAUGACAGCCAACAGUGUGCAGUGAGACAGUCGCGAUACGCACAAUGUCACGCACAAUCUUGGUCAAGAUUUUGGCUUUCGUUGUUACUCUCAUAGGAACCUGUAAGGCGUCUGUUGCGGAUCCAUGCCAGAACUGUGAAGAGGCAAUUGCCCAGUGCUACUCAUCAAAUGGACUCGAGCCACCAGAUGAUUUGUCUUAUCUGGCAAAAGAAGCUUGUACCCCGCCUACAUAUGAAUCAUCCGAAGAGUCAGAUGGAAUAUCUACACCAGAGGAAUCAUAUGCGUCUGUUCACAUCACUGAACACAUGUUUUCCCAGCUAGCAACAGCACUAAAAUAUUGCCAUAAGCAAGACAACUUAAUAAAAGCUUAUGAAUGUACUAUUCAGCUAGGGACAACGUGUCAACAAAUACAAGCAGUCAACAUGACAGAUUGGAAGACUGCAUUCGAAGAAAGUUUGAAACAAAUGUGUAUGUAUAAAGGAUCGUUUGACGUCAACUGUCUAGAAAGCAAAUGGGAACUUACGUUGAAAUGCGAGACAGACAUAAAGAAAAACAGCACUCUUCAGAGCGGCAGCGCUGAUGUCUUUGCCGAGCAUAAUGUGACUUGCGCGUCUAGGCAAUUACAGCUGACGUGUAGACAGCAGCUCUUAAGACCUUGCGGCUGUGGCACAGUUAGAUACUUCACUGAUAGAUUUACACAACGUUGGCCAGCAGAAUGCAUUCCUCAAAUUCCUGAUCCCGUAGCGUGUGAUCCUCAUGGACUAGCCACGCCUUCUUGCUUUGUGAAUAUGGCUUUGCUCGCUGCUUUAAACCUGGUGGCUUACUAUGUCUCUUAGUACUGACUACAGAAAUAAUAGCUGACAUAGGCUAGUGGUACAUGCAUUGAAAUUCUGAAGGCUGGUAACGAGAGCAAACUGCAUCCGAGUCUAAACAUGAACAAAGAUGGAUGCAAAACAUAUCGGCCAAAUGUCAUGUAGUCUUUUUUCAAACACCGGUGCGUCUUUCUAGCUUCUAGACAUUUUUUAUACAAAGGUAAAACUUUUCUUUUUAAAUGGGCUCAAGUUAUUUUACGAUCGACAAAGUUUGUCAUAAUGUGAGCUAUAUUAACACUAACAACCAGAUGUGUCAGUCCCAAACAAGUACGCUUAAAUGUCUAUGGUAACACAUACGCCUUGUGCAAGUACUGAUCAUACUUAGGCCUACAGUCACGUAAUUCACUCUCUCACAGACUGGCACUAGUGAUGCUCUCGCUGUACAACCCACAGAAACGUAUUAUGUCAUAAACAUGCAUCAGGUGUUUACAGGGCCUGGCCGAGUACACAAACACACACACGCGCACACACACAUACAGGCAGACAGACACCCACCCCCACACACACACACACACGCAUAGGCCUACACAAAUCUGAUUCUAUACAUACAUAAUAUGUAAAAAAAAAAAAAAAAUUAAAAAAACCAAAAAAAACCCCCACAUAUCCUACUCAAGAUACAAGUCAAUAAAAGAUAAAUUCCGAUUCUACACCCAAGCACAGUUUUCAAAAAUUACAUUCAACCCAGCUCAUUAUGUGGUCGUUACAAUAUUCAAUCAAUCUUAUUUAGACAGUAAUAAUUAUAAAAUAUAUUUAUUUAUGUGUGUUUUAGUGUUCAUUCAUUCAUUGUCUGUUAGCUCUUGUUUCAACAGACAUACCUUGCAGAUGCACAUGUAUAUUGCAUCACGGUAAUUAUAAUCAGUUUUCAAGUGAGUGGUUACUAUCUUUUUCUCAUGAAACUAAUUCGUCUGGAAAUGCUUUCAUUUUAAAUCAACUUUUGUGCAUAAGAUAGAGGAAGAAAUCCGCCUUAAUUCUAAUCUAUUCUCUUACAAUUUCCUUUCAAGAAGCAGCAGAGUACAUUGUAUUUGUUCAACUUCCCACGGUAUCGGAACCGAAAGAGUCAAAGCUUUGUUAAAAAUUCACAGCCGGCUAUUGAGUAAUAAUCUUUAAUUAAUAAAUUCAUUCAUAUUGUUACAUGGGAAGUGCAAUUCUCAUGAAAUUGAAGAACAAGAGUUUCACUUUAUUGUUCAAGCCGUGCAUAUCAAAGGAAAUUAAUCUCACUCCCUCCUAACUCUACAAUUUUUAACACACAUACAGGCAUAGAUCUGAUCUAUGUAAAAACCUAUAGAUGUAGCACAAAACGUUUUUAAAUCAAUGUUAUUGAUAUGCGUGUAUUUAUAAUUUAAAAUGCAGUUUUAAGGAAGUCUCUUUUGUAAAAUGUGUAUGCUUUAUAUGUGAUGUGGGCCACUGGCCUUAAACACUAAAUAAAACAAAGGCCCACCCCUAUUUUUUACAC
Molecule: messenger RNA, 2355 nt
Organism: Aplysia californica (California sea hare)
Lineage: Eukaryota; Metazoa; Mollusca; Gastropoda; Aplysiida; Aplysiidae
Exons: 6
Coding region: 75-866 (263 amino acids)
Source: RefSeq, a predicted model, not a curated record